AUGGCUCUCCUUAAGAGAGGUUUUUUUCACCUCCUUGCUUUCUCUUUGCUUUCUCACGCUGUUGGUGAGCCGAACAAUAAACACCAAGCCCGCAGCUUGCUGGGGAACAGCUUUGGAACACCAAACGUCAAUGCAACUUAUGAUUAUAUCGUGGUAGGUGGAGGAAACGCUGGUUUAACCAUUGCCGCCCGGCUUUCGGAAGACCCAACCAAAUCCGUUGCCGUGAUUGAAGCGGGGAGCUUUUACGAAAUCACCAAUGGCAAUCAUAGCGAGCUUCCGUCAGACGAUAUUUACUGGGCUGGAAAGUCGCCGUUGGAUGUAAAUCCUCUGGUGGAUUGGAACUUUACGACGACGCCUCAAGCAGGUGUUGACGAUGCCGUAGUCCAUUAUCCGCGGGGAAAGACGCUCGGUGGUUGUACGGCGCGGAAUUACAUGGCCUACCACAGAGGCACCAAGUCCUCGUACCAGAUGUGGGCCGACGCGGUUGGUGAUGAGAGCUACACCUGGGAUAACCUCCUGCCGCAUUUCAAGCACAGUCUGACCUUUACUCCUCCCGACGUUGCCAAAAGGGGCCUUAACGCCACGCCCCUGUACGACGAGGAGAACCUUGCUGAAGGCGGACAACCACUGCCUGUGACUUGGUCCAACUACGCCCAGGCUUUCUCGACAUGGGUGCAGGAAGGCCUGAAGCAGAUUGGAAUUUUUCCACGGCAGGGUUUCACGAGCGGAGAGCUGCUGGGUUCAUCCUUCCAAACUCUCACCAUCCACCACGACACUGGUGCCCGUGCUUCUUCCGAGACGGCGUUUUUGCGCCCCGCCAUGGGGAGGGACAAUCUAAUAGUCUACGUCGAUACGUUGGCCACGCGAGUUGUUUUUGAGGGCAAGGAUGCCGUCGCCGUCGAAGUCGACACUCAGGGCUUUCAGUACACCUUGUCCGCCAAGAAGGAAAUCAUCCUCUCCGCAGGCGCGUUCCAGUCCCCGCAGCUUUUGAUGGUUUCCGGUGUGGGUCCGAGGGAGACCUUGGAGGAAUUCGACAUUCCUGUAGUUGCUGACCGGCCUGGCGUCGGUCAGAACAUGUGGGACCACAUACUCUUCGGUCCGAGCUGGCGUGUCGAUGUCAUUACGGCGUCUGCGCUCUCCAACACUGAAAAGUACUACGAGGCCGUUGAGGAGUUUAGGAACGAGCAAGAUGGUCUCCUUGCUAGCAAUGGCGGAGACUUCCUAGCGUGGGAGAAGCUGCCAUCCUCCCUGAAAAGCAACUGGUCAUCGGAAACCAAGGAAGCAUUUGCCACUUUCCCCGAUGACUGGCCUGACCUCGAAUACCUGUCCGUCGGCGCCUACUUCGGGUAUCAGCAAAACUUUGUCAACGCGCCCGACGGCCCCAAAGACGACUACAACUACGCAACGAUGGCCAUGGGCCUGAUCACGCCGCUGUCGCGCGGCAACAUCUCGAUCCAGUCGCCCGACAUGCGCGUGCAGCCGCUGAUCAACCCCAACUGGCUGUCCCAUCCGGGCGACCAGGCCAUGGCCGUCGCGGCGUACAAGCGCGUGCGCCAACUGUUUGAGACGCCGAAGAUGAAGGAGAUCUUGAUCGGCGACGAGUAUUUCCCUGGCCCGUCUGUGCAGACUGACGACGAGCUGCUCGCGCUCAUUAGGAAGAGCUUCGGUACUAUUUUUCAUCCGGCCGCGACGUGCGCCAUGGGGAAACUGAACGACACGAUGGCCGUGGUCGACUCAAAGGCAAAGGUCAUUGGCGUGAAUAAGUUGAGGGUUGUGGACGCUUCCGCGUUUCCUUUCCUCCCGCCGGGUCAUCCUGUCGCUACUGUUUACAUGCUUGCGGAGAAGAUUGCUAGCGAGAUUAGAAGCAGCUAG
This is a messenger RNA of Aplosporella prunicola CBS 121167, 1872 nucleotides long. RefSeq names its product GMC oxidoreductase. NCBI's taxonomy places the organism in Eukaryota, Fungi, Ascomycota, Dothideomycetes, Botryosphaeriales, Aplosporellaceae. Gene Ontology annotation, molecular function: flavin adenine dinucleotide binding; oxidoreductase activity, acting on CH-OH group of donors. The transcript is spliced from 5 exons. The record is from RefSeq and is a predicted model, not a curated record. Gene Ontology annotation, biological process: secondary metabolite biosynthetic process. The coding region runs from base 1 to 1872 and encodes 623 amino acids.